Molecule: messenger RNA, 2086 nt
Organism: Uranotaenia lowii
Lineage: Eukaryota; Metazoa; Arthropoda; Insecta; Diptera; Culicidae
Product: protein cereblon-like
Exons: 4
Coding region: 114-1832 (572 amino acids)
Source: RefSeq, a predicted model, not a curated record
ACGCUAGAUUUGGAUCAAAACAAAUUUUGUCAACAAACGGUGAAAAAGUGCUUUUCUUUAUCAACGCUCAAUUUUUUUUUCUCAAAAUCCAGUCAAGUUUUCUCGGUACAGGGAUGGAAAACGAAGAACUUCCCGAGGGGCAUGUACCAGAGAAUGAAUCGAAUCCUCAGGAAUCUUCGCUUGCCAGCGCCGAGCAGCAGGAUCCAGCUGAAAGCAAUGAGCAGCACCAGCAAAGAAUGAGACGAAUGCGUUUGGUGCAGGCCUCGAUUCAUCACGAUCCCGAAGAUGAAGAUCCGGAUAGUUCGGACCAGGACGCGGCACCUAUGGCUGAAAACCUUCUAGCGCCGGAAGUAAAUGAACCCGUGGAUGUGGUAAUGAAUGCCAAUGAAGAUGAAGAAGAAGCUGAAGAACUGGCCAGUACUGCCAGUGGAGACAGGUCGUUUAGCAGUAAUUCUUCGGAAAAUGGCCUGGAUGAUUCCGAUGCUGAUCGACUGUUUGACGAUUACAUUACCAGCCGCGAACAGCACCAAUCAACAACUGCCGAAAUCUACAACACGGAACUUCCGACGGAACAUACCUAUCUCGGCAAACUAGAGCGAGUAGAAGGAGUAGACUACUUGGAACCCGGCAAGGUGUAUCGUCUUCCGGUUUGGACGCAUACCUCUAUAGUAUUUCCUGGGGAAAUUGUACCGAUGAUAAUCAACGAUUCCACCCUUAACUGUAAUGAUCCAUCGGACGGGGUCAAGUUUGCUCUGGUAUUCCGUUGUACCUUCCCGAGACAUUUCGUAUACGGUGUAACCUGCCAAGUGUUCGAGCGUGGCGAAAGCGAUGCUCGCGGUACGAUUGUUCUGAAAGCAAUUGCGCAGCAGCGAUUCCACACGGUACGGCAUCUAUCCGGGCUGCGAGCUGACGUACUGAUUCUACCCGAAAUCUUACUGCCAGAUCCACUGUUAAGCAACUGUUCUAAUCAUAUGAAACGGCUUGCGAUUUGCAACAACAAAAUGUACUCGAAUCGAUUGAGGGCUCAUUUUUCGCAUGGGAUGGUAUGGCCUAAGUUCGUAUACGAUCAGUACGGCACUGAGCAAAUCCUCGCCAAAGUCGAACGCUACCUGGCGUUGCUUAACAUAACUUCGGUGCCAAAUGAUCCUGUGAAGCUAUCAUUCUGGCUGGCGCGGAAUGUUUCGCUGGACGAAAAAGAUCGGAAGCUGAUCUACCAAGAGGAUGCCGUGAUUAGUCGAAUGUUGGUGAUCAACAAGUCACUUGAUAACAUGUGCUAUUUUGUAUGCAAACGAUGCGAAAACGAGAUCGGCAGUUACAAUGAUCUGUUCGCUAUGAGCAAGCAGGGCAUUCAGACAAGCUAUUGUAACCCCCAAGGAUUUGUGCAUGAAACGCUAACCAUCUACAAGACAAAAGAUGACUCCACCUUCAACGUAGAUCGGCCGUCAACCGAAUUCAGUUGGUUCCCUGGUUACUCAUGGCAAAUAACGCUUUGCACCAAUUGUCGGCAGCAUUUGGGUUGGAAAUUUGUGGCCACCAAGAAAAACUACCUACCCAAAAGUUUCUACGGUUUAACUGGCAGUAACAUCAAGGUGAAAUCUGUUCCAGUCGCAUCCACAUCGGCUAACGAGGGAGCUGAUGAAGAUGAGGAAAUGGGUGUAAGGCGUUCGGAACGUACCAACGAUGCCGAAGCCAGUGCGAUGGCCGGCGUAGAUUCCGAUGACAGCACUAGUGACAUCGAAAUAGUUGGAAUGCGGGUGAUGGACGUGCUCGCAGUUGCAGCUAUGGCCGGAGACGACGUCUGGGACAAUAGUGAUGAAGAGGACGAAGAUUGAUUUCACAAUGCGAUGUAGAGCAGGUAGUAGUUGGUGUCGUUUUUCUAUUUAGACAGAAAGCCUGGAGUACUGUCAGUAUAAAUACGUUGCAUAUUAUUUAAAGUUAAUCUAUUAUAGUUUUUUCGUUGUUUUCGCUUCUCUCAAUAUGUAAUAGAGAACCAGUCUUCUUGAGCUAAAGAAUACAUGUAAUAUAUCGACUUAUCCAUGUGAUGAUUGAUUUUUCAAAUAAACGUAAACUUUUUUCGCUCACAUUA